AUGUCCUGGAAGGCCACAAACACGCACCUUCGCAUCCUCCACGAUGCAGAGAAGCGACAAUAUGGCGUGAUCGCUGCAAUCGCCUACAAUAUCGAGCACAUCCUCGGGCUCGUGAAAGCAGCUUCGCAAGCGCGAUCGCCUCUGAUUAUUCAAUUCUUUCCAUGGGCAAUCGAUGUAUCGGAUGGCUUGCUGGUGCGCACUGCCGCUGACGCAGCCAAGCGCGCUGACGUGCCCAUAUCCAUUCACUUGGACCAUGCCCAGUCGGAAGAUAUCAUACGAAGGGCGGUUGAUCUCCCAUUUGACAGCAUCAUGGUCGAUAUGUCUCAUUAUGAAAAGGAAGAGAAUCUUCGAAAAACGGCCGAGUUGGUUGCGCUUUGUAACGAGAAGCACAUCGCCACAGAGGCGGAACCAGGACGGAUUGAGGGCGGAGAAGAUGGAGUUAUGGACACGGCAGGGUUAGAGUCCUGCAUGACGACAGCCGAGGAAGUAGAAGAGUUUGUGGCGACGGGGGUAGAUGCUCUGGCUCCUGUUUUUGGUAACGUUCAUGGGGAGUACGGGCCUCUUGGGCCGAGGUUAGAUUUUGAGAGGUAUGCAAGCUAA
Messenger RNA from Aspergillus melleus, 600 nucleotides. Its product is annotated as class II fructose-bisphosphate aldolase. The transcript has a single exon. Lineage: Eukaryota; Fungi; Ascomycota; Eurotiomycetes; Eurotiales; Aspergillaceae. Gene Ontology annotation, biological process: carbohydrate metabolic process. The coding region runs from base 1 to 600 and encodes 199 amino acids. The record is from RefSeq and is a predicted model, not a curated record. Gene Ontology annotation, molecular function: aldehyde-lyase activity; zinc ion binding.